AUGUUGACGUUGUCAUUUAUUUGACGUUUCUAUUUCUACUGGAUUAUUUUCCGAAACGCGAUUGGCCGGCGUGUUAGUGGUUUUGCAUCGAAUAAUUGAGAUUUUUUCGAUUAAACAUCAGUAAAAAUGAGUCUGGAAAUCGAGUCGAUGAUACGAUACGCGUCACCAAUCAACCCGGCGGUGUUUCCUCACCUCACGUUACUACUGUUGGGGAUCGGUAUAUUCUUCACCGCAUGGUUCUUCGUAUACGAAGUGACUAGUACGAAGAUGUCGAGAGACCUGUUCAAGGAACUCCUCUUGUCCUUAGUAGCGGCACUAUUCUCUGGUUUCGGAAUUUUAUUCCUGUUGCUAUGGGUGGGCAUUUACGUCUAGUUAGGACUAGUUGAUAAGUUUCCGUGCACUAUUCCAUUACGAUUGGGGUUGUCUCAGUGUUCACCUUGUUUUGUGUAAUUUUAAGGAGUAAAGUUUAUGAUUAUUAA
Molecule: messenger RNA, 479 nt
Organism: Pectinophora gossypiella (pink bollworm)
Lineage: Eukaryota; Metazoa; Arthropoda; Insecta; Lepidoptera; Gelechiidae
Gene: kud
Product: transmembrane protein 258
Exons: 2
Coding region: 127-372 (81 amino acids)
Biological process (GO): protein N-linked glycosylation
Cellular component (GO): membrane-bounded organelle
Source: RefSeq, a predicted model, not a curated record